GUGCAUUGUAAUUUCCUUUUAAAAAAAAAGAAAUAAAUCAUUCGCUCUUAACUUGUGUGUAGAAGCCAUGAGUUUCAUUAAAGAAAAACACAAAUACUUGAACAUGAAUCUGACGGAAAAACGAAAGGAGUAUUGUUGCAAAUCCAGUUAUGUAACUGUCAAUGAUAUUCCAACUUGGAGUGAAUAUUCCAGAUAUAUAAAAACCACACAACCUUACGAAGCUUCAGAGUACAUGAAAGAUGAAAGUCUGAAUGACAAAGUUUCUAUCUUUGUCGGUGACAUCACAGUUUUAGAAGUGGAUGCAAUAGUAAAUUCUUCAAAGAAAACGCUUCUUUGUAGCACCGUUAAGAAAGGAGACCCAAGCGAAACCACAAAGAUGAUCAACGAAGAUAUCCAUAGGGCAGCUGGAUCAUCGCUUUUUGCUGAAUGUAUUUCUUUGAACAGCUGUGAACAAGGCGAAGCCAAAAUUACCGGAGGUUAUAAAUUACCAGCAAAACAUGUUAUUCAUACGGUAGGCCCUAUUGGAUUGAGGCCCGAUAUGCUGAGAAAGUGCUAUUUGAGCUGCUUAAACCUAGCGACAGAAAAAAGAUUGAAAUCCAUUGCGCUCCCCUGCAUUUCCACAGGCCAUUGCGGGUACCCCAACCGGAGUGCAGCUAUAAUUGCGCUUACAACUGUCAGAGAGUUCCUUGAAAUGAACGCAAUAAAAAUGGAUAGAAUCAUUUUCUGUCUAUUCGAUUCAAUCGAUGUAGGAAUAUACGAACGCUUGAUGCCAGAAUACUUUCCUGUAUAAUCAUUCAAAUUUCGCUCUGUUUGCUAAAGUGAAGAAGGUAUCUGCAUCAGUUCAAUAAAGAAGGAUUUUUUUUAAAAAAAUUAUUUUGCUAUGUUUUUAAAAUAGAUUUUUAUUGCAAAUGAUCAUUCAUGUAAAAUAUUUAAAUGAGUAUUUAUAUUAUAAAUAUUCGAUAUUUGUUUUCACCAUAAAGGGGAACGGGAGGAAGUGUGUCUGUCUGUC
This is a messenger RNA of Argiope bruennichi, 1009 nucleotides long. RefSeq names its product ADP-ribose glycohydrolase MACROD1-like. Lineage: Eukaryota; Metazoa; Arthropoda; Arachnida; Araneae; Araneidae. The transcript has 8 exons. Gene Ontology annotation, molecular function: ADP-ribosylglutamate-[protein] hydrolase activity. Gene Ontology annotation, biological process: purine nucleoside metabolic process; peptidyl-glutamate ADP-deribosylation; DNA damage response. Bases 68 to 790 code for a protein of 240 amino acids. The record is from RefSeq and is a predicted model, not a curated record. Gene Ontology annotation, cellular component: nucleoplasm.